This is a messenger RNA of Sporisorium graminicola, 963 nucleotides long. RefSeq lists its product as uncharacterized. Gene Ontology annotation, cellular component: nucleus. The transcript has a single exon. Gene Ontology annotation, biological process: transcription elongation by RNA polymerase II; DNA-templated transcription; transcription antitermination. Gene Ontology annotation, molecular function: zinc ion binding; RNA polymerase II transcription regulatory region sequence-specific DNA binding. Bases 1 to 963 code for a protein of 320 amino acids. Lineage: Eukaryota; Fungi; Basidiomycota; Ustilaginomycetes; Ustilaginales; Ustilaginaceae. The record is from RefSeq and is a predicted model, not a curated record.
AUGGCUACCAAAGAUCUCUCGCUAGACGAGCUCAAGGACCUGCAAAAGCAGCUGUCUAAGCUGGCUACCUCCUCGGACUCGGAAGCCAUCCAGUCCAUCUUUGGUCAGCUCAGGACGGGGUUGUCGGUACCAACAGAAGACAUCAUCCGUCAGAGCAAGAUCGGUGUAGCGGUGGGCAAGUUGCGCUCGCAUUCGGACAAGAAGGUAGCGGACCAGGCAAAGUCGUUGGUCAAGGACUGGAAGUCGAUCGUAGACAAGCAAAGGGCGCAACAGCAAUCGUCUGCAAACAGCAGCAAGACGCCUUCGUCAACUGCUUCGCCUGCGCCGACAGCGUCCAAAGCGGAUGGCGCGGCCAACGGCAAUGGGACAGCAGAGGCAUCGCCAUCAUCGACGCCGUCAGCAACAGCAGCCACCAAACCAGCAUCUUCCAACACGAAAAUCGACUUUGAGAUCCUUAACGACAAGGUGCGCAACGCAUGUCUCAAGCUGCUCUACAACUCGCUCGAGAUCGGCAAAGAGUCGCACGGCUGGAACGACUCUCAGAUCUUUGACGCCGCCGUCGCCGUGGAAGCCGCGAUUCUCUCGAACCAGGGCAAAGGCUCUGUCACGGCCGACUACCGCAACAAGGUGCGCAGCUUAUCGCUCAACAUCAAGGACAAGAGCAACCCAGAUCUGCGUGUGCGCGUCGUAGAACACCAUAUUCCCGCCGACACGCUCGUCACCAUGACCAACGAAGAGCUAGCGAGCGACAAGAGAAAACGAGAGAUCGAAGAGCUGCAGAUGCAGAACCUGUUCAAGGCCAAAGGUGCUGCCGCCCAGGAGGCUGAGACCGACGCUUUCCAGUGCGGAAGGUGCAAGCAGAGGAAGACGCGGUACUACCAGAUGCAGACACGAUCGGCUGACGAGCCUAUGACGACGUUUGUCACGUGUACCAAUUGCAACCACAAGUGGAAGUUUUGUUGA